Propithecus coquereli (Coquerel's sifaka) is the source of this 967-nucleotide messenger RNA. It is a transcript of the gene ALG14, whose product is annotated as ALG14, UDP-N-acetylglucosaminyltransferase subunit. The coding region runs from base 58 to 708 and encodes 216 amino acids. The record is from RefSeq and is a predicted model, not a curated record. Gene Ontology annotation, biological process: dolichol-linked oligosaccharide biosynthetic process. Gene Ontology annotation, cellular component: UDP-N-acetylglucosamine transferase complex. The transcript has 4 exons. NCBI's taxonomy places the organism in Eukaryota, Metazoa, Chordata, Mammalia, Primates, Indriidae.
UUGACCGCUCGUGCGCGGCCCGUUCCAGGGAACAGCACGCAUGCGCCGCUUCUUUGCAUGGUGUGUGUCCUCGUUCUAGCUGCAGCGGCAGGGGCUGUGGCAGUCUUCCUAGUCCUGCGAUUAUGGAUAGUGCUUCAUUCCCAGGACGUUACGCCCCGGCGGUCUCUCAGUCUCUUGGUAGUAGCUGGGUCCGGUGGGCAUACCACCGAGAUCCUGAGGCUGCUUGGGAGCUUGUCCAGUGCCUACUCACCUAGACAUUAUGUCAUUGCUGACACUGAUGAAAUGAGCGCCAAUAAGAUAAAUUCUUUUGAACUAGAUCGGGCUGAUGGAGACCCUAGUAACAUGUCUACCACAUACUACAUUCACCGAAUUCCAAGAAGCCGUGAGGUUCGGCAGUCCUGGCUCUCCACAGUGCUCACCACCUUGCACGCCACGUGGCUCUCCUUCCCCCUGAUUCUCCGCGUGAAGCCAGAUCUGGUGUUGUGUAACGGACCAGGAACAUGUGUUCCUAUCUGUGUAUCUGCCCUUCUCCUUGGGAUACUAGGAAUAAAGAAAGUGAUCAUUGUCUAUGUUGAAAGCAUCUGCCGUGUAGAAACGUUAUCCUUGUCCGGAAAGAUUCUGUUUCAUCUCUCAGAUUACUUCAUUGUUCAGUGGCCGACUCUUAAGGAGAAGUAUCCCAAAUCUGUGUACCUCGGGCGAAUUGUUUGACAAAUGGCAAUUUACUUUAGAAUUUUGCAGUCAACAAUAAUAUUUACUAUAAUUGAAUUAAAAAACCCUACAUGUUUUUUGUAAAAGCUUCUGAAACUCCUGAGAAUUAUUGAUGAUGAGGAGUAAAAAAAUGUGCAAAUGACUCAGUGAAGAAAUGGAGGUUUCUCUUAUAAAACAAACAUUAAUAAACAGUAACCAUUAAAAGUUUAUGCCUCUGUAUACCAAAUUUCUUUUCUAGAUAAAAGUAUGUGUCACUGCC